CUUGGGAGGACUUCAGGAGGUACCAGUCGGACAAGAAGCUCAACGGCAUGCCAUGUUAUGUGUACAGCAGGAAAAAGAGGUGUUUUCUUGGAGAAGCGUUGGAAGGAUGUGAGAGUGGGGGACUUUGUAAAGGUUCAGUCCAAUAACAUCAUCCCUGCGGACCUCCUGCUCCUGUACACGUCAGACCCAAACAGCGUGUGCCACAUUGAGACCGCCAACCUGGAUGGAGAGACCAACCUGAAGCAGAGGAGAGCUGUGCCUGGAGUCUGCAUCACAGAUCCUGAAUUUGAACCCGAAUCCUUUACUGGCAUCGUAGUCUGUGAAAAACCCAACAACAAUCUUAACCAUUUCAAAUGCUAUGUAGAGAAGUUGGAUAAGGAAAAAGUUGGAGCUGGAAUCACAAAUCUACUGCUGAGAGGGUGCACAGUGAGGAACACAGACUAUGCCAUUGGCUUUGUGGUGUAUGCAGGCCAUGAAACCAAGUCGAUGCUCAACAACAAUGGCCCAAGAUACAAGCGCAGCAGACUGGAGCGGAGACUGAACGUAGAUGUGAUUUUCUGCAUCAUCCUUCUCUUUUUUAUGUGCAUUAUUGGAUCACUAGGACAUUAUUUAUGGUUGGAGUCGAUGCCCAGCGUUCCCCUUUACCUCGUCCCACAGGGCGAUGGUCACCUGGACACCCCCAGUCUGGCCAGUUUCUACAAGUUCUUCAGCAUGAUCAUAUUGCUACAGGUUUUGAUUCCCAUUUCACUGUAUGUGUCCAUUGAGCUGGUGAAGAUUGGUCAGAUUUUUUUCAUCACAAACGACCUUGAUUUGUACGAUGAAGAAACAGACUCUACAAUACAGUGCAAGGCCUUGAACAUCACAGAAGACCUGGGACAGAUCCAGUAUGUCUUCUCCGACAAGACGGGCACGCUCACUGAAAACAAAAUGGUGUUUCGCCGAUGCUCUAUUAUGGGAACAGAGUAUCCACACAAGGAGAAUGCUAUCCGUUUAUCUGUUGCUAACAAGAUAGAUGAGGAUGAAAAUAUUCUCUUCAGCCAGACCCCUCCAUCCACUAAACAGCUCUGGUCUCUAGAUUCUGAGGACUCCAAUGCUGAAGAAAAGAAAAGUGAGACAAAGAGUAAAAGAAAAGGCACCGCCCACAGUAAUGCCGCCUUCAGCAGUCCACUGGAAACUGAGGUCAUCCCAGACCAGAAGCUCCUCCGGCAGAUCAGGGGGACAGAAAGGAUAGAUGCCUACCUGGACUUUUUUCUGGCUCUCGCCAUUUGCAACACUGUGGUGGUUUCCAUGGCAACAGGGAAGAGACCGAGGACCCCUGCAUUUCAGAGAAGUCAAUCCAACCCAUUAGACACUAUCUCCAGUUUUAUGAAAAAGGCUGGUUCAGUCCGGGAGACUCUGAGUUCAUGGACUCGUCCAAGGGGCCUUUCCACUUCUGAGACCUCAGACAUAGGCCUGACUGUACAGGGGCCGUCUGGAGAACCCGCUGGGGCACAGACAUGUUCCCCCCAUGUUCCACCACAGGACACUACCCCAGACAAGCUCAGCUAUGAGGCAGAGAGUCCAGAUGAGGCUGCCUUAGUGCACGCAGCUAAGGCAUAUGGCUUCAUCCUGCUGUCCCGGACCCCUGACAGUGUCACUGUGCAGCUCCCAUCUGGAGCACAGCUUAGGUUUGAGGUGCUGGACACUUUGACUUUUGACUCCAACAGGAAGAGAAUGUCUGUGUUGGUGAGGCACCCUAUCUCCAAGCAGUGCAUCCUAUAUACUAAAGGUGCAGACUAUGCAAUUAUGGAGCUUCUUGGGACUCCUUAUGGUGAAAAGGCUAUAGCAUCAGAUACUCAACAGCAUCUAGACUGCUAUGCUAAAGAGGGCCUUCGCACACUCUGCAUCACCAAAAAGGUGCUGAGUGACAGUGAGUAUGAGAGCUGGGCUGUGAUGAGACAACAAGCUUUGGCUGCUAUGGACAACAGAGAGCAGCUCAUCAUGGACUCUGCUGUGCAGAUAGAGACCGACCUCUGCCUGCUGGGGGCGACAGGCGUGGAGGACCGUCUGCAGGACAGCGUCCCAGACACUAUCAUAGCUCUGCGGGAGGCGGGCAUCCAAGUGUGGGUGCUGACGGGAGACAAGCCCGAGACAGCUGUCAACAUCGGCUAUGCCUGCAGGCUGCUGGAGCAGGAGGACCUGGUCAUUAACAUGAGCUGCAAAAACAAGGUCACUUGCACAUCCAUUCUGAACUGUACUUUGGAGGAGGUGAGGAGAUACAGUGAUGAUCCUCGUAAUGUUGACACCACCCCAGACAUUUCCCUGGUGAUCGACGGACGUACUUUGACCAUGGCGAUGUCUCCGGACCUACGGGACCACUUCAUUGAACUGGCCAAACGCUGCCGCACGGUGUUGUGUUGUAGAGUCACACCGCUGCAGAAGAGUCAAGUGGUGAAGCUGAUUAGAGAGAAACUCAAGGUCAUGACGCUUGCAGUGGGUGAUGGUGCCAAUGACGUCAACAUGAUUCAAGCAGCGGACAUUGGUGUGGGAAUAUCUGGUCAGGAAGGGAUGCAGGCGGUCAUGGCAAGUGACUUUGCUAUUUCUCGCUUCAAGCACUUAAAAAAACUUCUCCUGGUUCAUGGACACUGGUGCUACAGUCGACUAGCGAACAUGAUCAUUUAUUUCUUCUACAAAAAUGCGGCCAAUGUCAACUUGCUCUUUUGGUACCAGUUCUAUUGUGGCUUCACUGCUAAUGCAAUGAUUGACCACUGGCUUAUGAUUUUCUUCAACCUUAUCUUCACCUCGGCCCCACCUGUAAUGUUUGGUAUCAUGGACAGGGAUGCGUCCGCAGAGAUGCUGCUUGGUCUCCCUGAACUGUACAGGACGGGGCAGGGUAAAGGGGAAUACAACUUCUUAACAUUUUGGAUUUCAAUGCUUGAUGCCUUUUAUCAAAGUCUAGUGGCUUUCUUCAUUCCAUAUUAUACUUACAGAGGUUCUGACAUAGACAUUUAUGCCUUUGGAACUCCCUUGAACACAAUUUCUUUAUUUACCAUCUUACUUCACCUGUCAAUCGAGAUCAAAGCAUGGACCUUUGUGCAUGCAGUCAUCAUUCUGGGAAGUGUGUUGUUGUAUUUCAUUGUGACACUGGCUUAUGGCAUUAUGUAUUUAAACUACAGCGGAUAUUGGAAUCUCCAGGCCCAAAUGGCUGACCCCAUGUUUUACCUGGUUUGUUUCAUCUCUACUGUUGUGGCGCUGCUGCCCAGGUACCUGUUUCACGUGCUGAAGAACUCUAUCGCCCCCUCCCCGAUUGUUCAAGCCCGGCAUUUGGACACACUGGAGCCCUCCACACGGGACCAAUGGAUUAGGGAGUGGAGGAGCUUCAGGGGAGGGGUGCAGGACAAAACCUUGGAUGUGUCUAUCCCACCCUCUCCCUCACUGGAGAGCCUUGAUGAUGACUCUAUUAUGGACGAUGAGUUCACACUCAACGUGAUCACAGAGAACCCCCACCGACCAGUGAGAGUAUGA
This is a messenger RNA of Boleophthalmus pectinirostris (great blue-spotted mudskipper), 3504 nucleotides long. It is a transcript of the gene atp10b, whose product is annotated as ATPase phospholipid transporting 10B. Bases 58 to 3504 code for a protein of 1148 amino acids. The record is from RefSeq and is a predicted model, not a curated record. Gene Ontology annotation, cellular component: plasma membrane. Gene Ontology annotation, biological process: phospholipid translocation. The transcript is spliced from 21 exons. Lineage: Eukaryota; Metazoa; Chordata; Actinopteri; Gobiiformes; Gobiidae. Gene Ontology annotation, molecular function: ATP hydrolysis activity; ATP binding; ATPase-coupled intramembrane lipid carrier activity.